Molecule: messenger RNA, 1529 nt
Organism: Nematostella vectensis (starlet sea anemone)
Lineage: Eukaryota; Metazoa; Cnidaria; Anthozoa; Actiniaria; Edwardsiidae
Product: E3 ubiquitin-protein ligase synoviolin A-like
Exons: 4
Coding region: 80-733 (217 amino acids)
Source: RefSeq, a predicted model, not a curated record
AAACUGUUAGAGCUCUCACAUCUAACUUUGAAUCUGUCUUAUUGAAGGCUCCAGUACUUCACCAAGUGCAGUCCCCCCCAUGGCAAUGCCACAGAUGUCUGGCAUGCCCCCUUUCAUGAUGCCACCGCCACCAUUUAUGAUGCCUCCUAUGAUGGGCUUGCCGUUCAUGCCACCCCCUCCACCACCUCCCAGUACCGAAGACCUUUCGUCACUUGGAGUGGAGGAGCUGGCAGCUGUAGAGGGAAGAGAGAGGCAGCAGGUUGAGUCCCGUAUUGCGAUGCUGAGGAACGUACACAUGUUGCUUGAUGUGGCUAUAGGCCAACUGAACCAGUACACGCAGAUGGUCAACGCACAGAGCCAAGCUUCCUCUUCCACGUCAACACAAACAAACUCUUCGACUGAAUCCAGUGCGGCAAAAACCAAAGGAGAGAAACCUCCUGCUAAGCCAAAAGACGCUCCUAAAAGUACUUCUGAUUGGCCUUCCCUCACCUCCCCCGCCAUCCAACCCGUCGCACCAGCCACGCCCAGUACCACUACUACAGCACCUUCGACGGCUGAUAGUAAAGAGACUACAUCCCCUCUGGUCCCCGAGGCUGUGGGCGCGAGUCCAGAGGCUGCAGACAGUGCGGAGGAUGAGGCCAGUCAAGAGCUGAGGAGGAGGCGACUGGAGCGGUUCAUGAGCGGCGAGGCCGAGGGGAAGAAGGCGGAAGAUACGAACGAGUCAUCAGUUUGAUGUUGAUGAACUGCCUGAACGAGCCACGUAUCCUGCUGAAGCCGAGUAUUUAGCUCGAUUUACUAUAGUCCGACUGGAAGGGGGACACCUUUCGAUACAGAAGGAUGACAUUCCUUUAGGUAGACCACACUCGAUAAGGAGACCCUGUUAUUAGGGUUUUUUGUUGAAAUCUUUGUAACAAGGGGUAGUCAGAGUCCCAUGCCUUUUAUCCCUUCAAUUUGAGUGGGCUGGACGGGUGUUGCCUAUGAUAAAGUGAGGUACAAAUGAUAGUUAAGCGGAUCCAGUAAAUCUUGAGAUCGUUUUUUCUGUGUGUGGCCUGAGAUCACGUCUUGUUUUAGUAAGGGUAAUUACUCCGACCAAACUUUGCUAAAGCUUUAAGACGACACUUAAUGAGACUGAGAAGUUUUGUUAACGUUUUGUUACCCUUUGUGCUUUGUUACAAUAGAACCUCCUUUAAAAUAGCCCUCAAGGUGACUCGCCUGACAGUUAUACAGAGAAUUUACUUGCUAGAAGCCCUAGUUUCUCAGGGACACUUAAAGGCGCUUUUCACCACUUGUUUAUACGGGCAUUUGCGGAUAGCGCGGAUGGGGAAUUCGUCAAUAGGGCGUGGGCAGGACAUUCGUUGUAGGGUAUAUAGUUAAGGCUUUAGAAUAUUGAAUUAUACCGCAGCACGAGCUGCAAGGGUUUUUAAAAGUCCUUGUAAUCAUGGAACCAAUGAAUGUGUAAAGAAAAUAUAUUUGUAUUAUUUAAAGUUACUGUUUUGACCUGAAGACGUCCAAUAAAAACAGUGACAAUA